AUGUUUGCACAAUCAAUGCAGGCGGCAUUACUCCCUGUUAUCGCCAGAGAUUUUAACAUUACAAACAAUCCGGCAAAAAUGGAUUUAUUAAACUUCGCCGCGUCAAUCACUCCUCUCUUUUCUGCAGCCUGUAUUGUGGCGGCCGGGGCACUGGCGGAUCGUUUCGGCAGGAUGCGUUUUUCGUUUAUUGGUGUGGUAUUAAGCGUGGCAGGCUCUGCGAUUGUUGCGUUAGCUCCUGAUACAGCAAUAUUAAUUAUUGGACGCGGGCUACAGGGAAUUUCUGCCGCCUGUAUCAUGCCGUCAACCAUUGCUCUGAUGAAAACCUGGUUUGAAGGUAAAAAGCAGGCAACAGCAUUAACCUGGUGGUCCGUCGGUUCAUGGGGAGGCUCUGGUUUCUGCGUCAUACUGGCAGGUUUGAUAGAACCUGCUCUUGGCUGGAGAGCAAUUUUCUGGAUCAACGCUGGUGUGUCCAUUCUUGGUUUACUGUUAAUUCUCGGACCUCCGGAAUCAAAGGCACCAGUGAAUGACAAAAAAUUUGACACCUGUGGCACCACAAUAUUUAUUGCCUCACUGAUAUGCCUGGUACUGGCGGUAUCCAAAGGCCGAAGCUGGGGAUAUGGUGAUAUUAAGUUCCUCGCAACAACAGGUUUAUCAAUUGUUGGUUUAAUCAGUUUCUAUUUCGUUGAAAAAAGCUUACCUGUUAAAGGCAUUAUCCAGCUGGUAGAUUUUUCGUUGUUUAAAUCCCGUGGUUAUCUGGGCGCUACAUUAUCCAAUUUCCUGCUUAACGCAAUUGCCGGUGCGAUGGUGAUUGUUAAUACCUAUAUGCUGGAGGGGCGUGGCUUAAGUACCGGAGAUGUCGCCACCAUGACCAUUACCUAUGCAGCAGCAGUACUACUCCUGCUACCGGUGGGACAGAAAAUUCUGUUUAUCUUUGGAGGCCGACUCCCCAUGAUUGCUGGUACUGUUAUCACGUCUGUGGGUGUCAUGCUGAUGUCCAUGACCAGUAUUGAAGAUCUGAUGAUGUAUAAAAUGCUGGUGAUGGUCGGUUAUGCCAUGUUCGGCCUCGGACUGGGAAUUUAUGCCACACCAUCAACCUAUAUAGCAGUAUCCAGCGCACCGCAGGAAAAAGCCGCCGCGGCCGCCGGAAUUUACAAACUGGCCAGCUCUCUGGGGGGAGCCAUCGGGGUGGCACUGUCUCUGGCCGUUUACUCAGCGUUCAGAAAUAUUAAUACAGCCGGUGCUGCCGGACUGUGGCUGAAUGUUAGCUUCGGAUUACUGGCACUAUUAUCAAUUCUGUUCAUUAUUCCGGGUAAACAGGAUAAAACCGCCGUCUGA
Molecule: messenger RNA, 1335 nt
Organism: Cooperia oncophora
Lineage: Eukaryota; Metazoa; Nematoda; Chromadorea; Rhabditida; Trichostrongylidae
Source: the annotation of a GenBank genome assembly